AUGUUCGGAAGCCGCUACUCCCGCAGCGUCGGUGGCCAGCUGCACUACGUCCAGGUCGCGCUGAACAUGAUGCUCAAGGGCGUUGAGGAUGAGCCAUGGAGGAGGCUUUUCGACUUGAAGGGCAAUUGGCUCUACUCCCAUCGCAAGGCCGAAGAACGUGACCAGGUCUGGAAGGAUUUCAAUUUCAGGAAGUACUUCCAGACGGGCCUGAUCGUUGACCAGGUGAUGCUUCCAGGCGGCCAAGAUGAUGGUGAGGUUUACACAG
This is a messenger RNA of Symbiodinium pilosum, 265 nucleotides long. The record is from the annotation of a GenBank genome assembly. NCBI's taxonomy places the organism in Eukaryota, Dinophyceae, Suessiales, Symbiodiniaceae.